ACGGCUCUGUCUUUUAUCGGAGACAUCGAUGAUGACUUAUAUGAUAUAAGUUAUAUGAGAACAGUUAAUGGACUGAUAAUAUACAAUAGUAAAAAAACAAUUACUAUUAAAACGACAAUUGAUUACAACCACUAGUUAUGGCUAUACUAAUACUCCGCGAUUAUAUCUAUGGCUAUAUAACUGGUUUAAUACGACUACGGCUCCGAUCGUUCAGAGAGUUGGCAAUAAUUAUUAUAACAUUUAUGUGUAUUUCACUAUAUGUGACCACAUAUUUGUUUGACUCAUCGCCGCCACUGUUUAGUAAAACUUUCAUUAAUGAUGGUCAGCCAUCGACUUUUCAACAGCCGGUGCGCAACAUAUUAUCACAGCUUUCAUCGUCGGCCGCAAACAAUGCGUUCACUUCAUUGCACGUGAAAUUGAACCCAAGUUUUGCCACUUCUGGCUUUGAAUCGGUAGCCGAUCGGGGACUCAAAAAAUUACUAAAAGAAAUUGAAGAGAUGACUACAUCUAAACAAAAGACAUCAACAAAACUGGCACUAAUUAGAGGCCAAAGAAGUGUUAUUUUCAGAGACUUUGCCGCUUAUAGACAGGCACUGGAAAAACAUAAGUAUAGUAUUGAUGCCCCAAAUUGGUUGCAAUCAAAGCGUAGGACAUCCACACAAAUGGCACAAAAUAUUACAAAUCUAAAGGAAUGGCUGAUCUUAAUAUGUUUGACGUUUAAUAAUGGAGACGACGGCUUUUGUUUGCAGCAAAAAGAUAUUCAAAUGUUGAGACCCUUUCAGAAAGUUAAUAGAAUUCCCGGAUUAAGGAAUCUCUUGUGGAAAAGGGAUACUUUCUGUACGACUAUGAGUGAGGCCCGCAAAGUGCACCUUAUAAUGAAAAAUCCAGUGACCCCACUGUGCUUUGUUAUGCCCAAUCAAUUUCAACAGUUCGUUGAUGUUGCUGAAGCGAUGGGAUAUUCUGCUGAAUGGCUUCUCAAACCGAUAACCAUUGGGAGUCAUGUGUCCGGAAAUGGUCCGCAACUCAUCAAUAUAUUCACAAAUGAAGGAAGAAAUAAAUUGAGAGAAUAUAACAUCAAAAAAGCAGUUAUACAGCAAUAUGUGGCCAAUCCGUUGCUAGUGUUUGGACAACCCGUCAAUUUAAGACUCUAUGUUAUUGUCACAUCAAUGGCACCACUCAGGGCUUAUGUACACAGCGAGGGUCUAGUGUUUCAUCGAUAUGAAUAUAACAAGAAUUAUAAAAAGAUUCCGGGACGCACUUGGAUUUUGAGCCAAUUUUGGCAGUUUAUCUCAAAAAACUAUGGAAAUGACAAAACUAAGAGAACCAUUAACCGCAUAUAUCGGGCUAUUUUGCAGACAUUACUGAUAACUGAAGCUAUGCUUAUAACACAACAACAGCAACACUCAAGAAUGCAUUCAAAUUCAAUUAAUUCAGAGACAAAUGCUUUCACAAAAUGCAACUCUUGUUUUCAUUUAAUGGCUUUUGAUAUCGUUUUGAACGCAACUUUAGACCCCUUUAUCAUUGAUUUGAAUGGACAGCCAAAUAUGCAGGAAUCACGCAAAGAUGAGUCACCACUGAUAGGCAAAGUAAAAAAGUUAGUCAUUGACGAUGUCAUUGGUCUGAUCAGUGCAACUGAUUCUGUUGCCAAUGAUGUGUCCGAAGCAUUAGACGAAGUAAUUAAUGAUAAUAUAGGUGUUAUGGGAACCAGUUGUCAUAUAUCACAUGAUCUCUGUCUAAGUCGAGAUGAUUUAAAUUACUUAUUGAACUCAAGACGAGAAGCACUCAGUAAGGGCUCAUUCAAGAACUUGUAUCCAUCGCUGGGAAUCGACAAUAACAAUGAAUUGAUUGAAGAAUUGAGUCAAUUGAUUGUUGCUCAACGUGUGGAUCAAACUCCAGAUGAAAUAACAGUUCACAGAACGGCUGAUCUUCAUUCUCUACUUAUGUCUUUAGAGCGCUAUUAUUAUAGGCAUAUCAUUGAUGAAGAUUACGGUGACAGCGCCGGCAAUACUAAUGAUCACUCAAAUCACAAUCAAAUUACUAUACAAAACAAUUCAGUCUUCUUAAGCAACAAAAGUCCAUUUGACUCGUCGGUCAUUAAUGAUUGUUCCGAUGAGCCAUCAACUCUGCCUUAUUUAGCGUCUAUUGAAUUGAGUCCUAAAUUACAAUUAAUUCCUCCCUUUUCGCCAUUCAUUACACAAUAUCAUUGCAACGUUUCCUACGAACAGCUUUUAGUUAACGUUUGGGCCAAAGCACACAACUGCCAGAGCGAAGUCAGAUUAGACGACAAGUUUGGCUCAUCCAGAGCGACAAAUUACACACUCGGUAUUGGGGUCAACAAGAUAUCACUGGUUGUGAUCGAUAUAUCACAUACCGAGCCCUGGGUUAUCAAUACUUACACAAUACUCAUAAAUCGUGUUCCUCUUAGCCAUAAAGUGCCUGAUUUUGCCGCACAACUACCUCAUCGAGUUUGCUCUUUCACUCAAGACUGUGAUAUGAGAGUAUUCUCACGUAAUCAGUGCGGACUUACCGAACAAAGCAAUUAUCCCGAUUGGAGGACAUAUCUAUAUAGACAAUCAUUAACAAUAAAAUGCAAAACAGGUGCCGAAAGUGGUCAGUGGUUGGUUCCGUGUGUUAGUUGCAGUAACUCGUCGUCGUGUUACUGGCAUGAAGUCAGAUGGGAUCCAAUCAACUGUCAUUACCCAACAUUAUCACAAAAUAGACUCCAACAGUGUCUGACUAAUAAAAAGAUAUUAUUUGUUGGAGACUCAACCAAUAGAGGAAUAAUGCAUUAUCUGAUUGAGAGAUUUAAUGGUUCACUCAUGGACUGGGAUAAGACACACGACCUCAAGAUAUACCCAAAUAUGAAUCGAAAGAAAACUGUCAUCAGUUUUGCAUAUUAUCCCAAAUUUUGGUUACCAACCAAUCAAAGACCAUCGUUUGAUAAGGCAGUCUAUCAACUCUUUGAAAAAGUACAACCAUUGGAAAACAGCUCAAACACUGUACUUGUCUUCGGUGGAGUUCAAUGGUUAGCCACACAACACAUCCAUAUGUUGCUUAAGACAUUAGAAAAUUUGAAAUUACAAGGCAUUAAACUAGUAAUGAAAACAUUGGGCGCCGGCUUUCAUCAACAUAUUGAAGGUGUUCACUGUCUUACUUUGAAAGAGCAACAAAAACUAGCUCUUCAUAAUCAAGAGCUCAUACAAUAUGGACUAAAGUUAGGCCUAGAAGUGGUCGACACAUACAACAUAACUAUUGCCCGAUUUAAAGACUUUAUGCCUGGAAAGUGUGGCUGUCAUUUUCAUCAGGUAUCAGAAUUGUCUUCAAAUGAUAUUAAUUCAGUACAACCAACCUAUCGAGUUGACGGUCCAAUUAAUGCUAUUUAUACUAAUAUACUAAUCGGCAGAAUUUGUCGCGACUUUGAAGAUGAAACCGAUUACUAAUUGUCACAAAAUAACAACUAUUUAAUUGGUAUUCACUAUCAAUAGCAUCAACUCUAUGCCAAAACCCAUUUUUCAUACAAUCAUUUCAUU
Messenger RNA from Oppia nitens, 3530 nucleotides. RefSeq names its product cadherin-like and PC-esterase domain-containing protein 1. The transcript has 17 exons. Gene Ontology annotation, biological process: protein modification process. Lineage: Eukaryota; Metazoa; Arthropoda; Arachnida; Sarcoptiformes; Oppiidae. The record is from RefSeq and is a predicted model, not a curated record. Bases 138 to 3440 code for a protein of 1100 amino acids.